AUGGACCUCCUUGCUGAACACCACCUGCAGGGAACUUCAGCUGUAUUCUAUAUCCCAAACUUCAUCUCUGAAGAUGAGGAACAGUACUUACUACGGAAGAUAAAAGAUUCCCCAAAGCAGAAAUGGAAGAUGUUGAACAAUCGCAGAUUACAAUUAUGGGGGGGUGAAGUUCUCCAGAAGAACAUUCUGUUUCGCCAGGAAUUUCCUGCAUUCUUGAAUGAUUUUCCUGAUGUUCUAGGACGUCUCAGACUCCUUGGCGCCUUCAACCAAUCCCCACACAAAGGACCCAAUCACGUUAUAUUGAACGAAUAUCAUCCAGGACAAGGCAUUAUGCCCCACGAAGACGGUCCCUCAUAUCACCCAGUCGUCGCAACUAUUUCCUUAGGAUCGCAUACUAUCUUCCAUUACUAUCGGUAUAAUAAGGAUAAAGACAGUUUGAGUGUUGACCCCGGAUCGACUCGGAUGGGACGUAGCGUCAAUCCAGCACCUUCAUUGUCAUUGUUUUUGGAGCCUCGCAGUGUUGUGGUUACGACUGGGGAACUUUACACAACGCAUCUGCAUGGCAUAGACGAGGUAGAUGCCGACACAUUCACCGGCGAUGGUUUCCUGCUUCUUCCCAAUGGAUCGCACUCACAGAUCGUCAAUCGCCACAUGAUUAAAGACGAGACUGUCGUGAGAAUGAUUGAAUCGGGAGGGACGGUCGAGAGGACGACUAGGUACAGUCUCACUUGUCGCGAUGUCGAGAAAGUGGCAAGUGGGAGGGUAGCAGGAGUCGUCAAUCGUACUUGA
Messenger RNA from Suillus plorans, 789 nucleotides. RefSeq lists its product as uncharacterized. The record is from RefSeq and is a predicted model, not a curated record. Lineage: Eukaryota; Fungi; Basidiomycota; Agaricomycetes; Boletales; Suillaceae. The transcript has 7 exons. Bases 1 to 789 code for a protein of 262 amino acids.